AAACCAGGAAAUAAUUCAUUAUAACGGUUUUAGACUCGAUUUUUCUGAGAUUGAGUUUCCAAUAACAAGCAAAGGAAUAAAGCGAUUCGAAAAAGCCAAUGAGGAUUUCAGCAUCAAUAUAUAUGAAAUUGAUGAUAAUGGUAAAAACGUUGUGGGACCCACAGUGAGGACUAAUAAAAUUCGUCCUAAUCAUAUAAACUUGCUAGGCAUCAAUAGUGAUAUGCAAAUGAUGCAUUAUGCCUAUAUAACGUGCAUGAAGAAGUUAUGCUAUUCCCAACAUAGUAAAUCUCAUAGUGCAGCAUAUUUUUGCGAUAACUGUUUGCAAUUUUAUAGUACUACAAAUACUAUUCACGACACUAAGGAGUGUGGAAAAGUUGCGGCUCUAUAUCCAGAACCCAAUACUAAAACCAUAUUUAAAAGUUGGUCGAAAAAACUUUCACCCCCAGUCGUAAUUUAUGCUGACAUCGAAGCUGUUUUGGAAAAUUUCCAUAGAAAUCUUAAUGAUCCCUCCAAAUCAUCGACUACUAUGGCGCAGAGGCAUACAGCAUGUGCAGUUUCAUUUUAUGUUGCACAUAAAUACAAUCCUCAUCUAAAUGAGAUGUGGACAUAUGAAGGACCUGAUUGUAUUGAAAAAUUCUGUCAAGUGCUUAGGGCUAAAACUGAUGGCCUUUAUGAGAAGUACUGGAAAUCUAGUAAAAAGCCCAUAUAUGAAUUCAAUAUUUGGGAUGAAGACUGUCAGGAACACGAAGCGUGCUGUGCCUGCGAUGAGCAAAUUUUGGUUGAUGAUCGUGAAAAAUACUUCAAUCAAUUCACGGGCCAAUAUGUAGGGCCUAUUCAUAAGGUCUGUAAGCAAACAUUUAGAUUAAGCGAUCCCUUUUUCCCUGUAGUGUGUCACAACUUGUCUCGAUAUGACAUCCACUUAUUUGUAACAUCGAUAAGAGAUGAAUUGAAACCCAUUCCUUGCAAUAAAGAGUUAUAUAUUGCGUUAACUCAAACUUGCAAGCUUGAUUCACAUCUUCAUCAAUAUAAAAUAAGAUACAUAGAUUCAAAUAGAUUUUUAAAUUCGAGCUUAGAAAAACUUGCUAGCUAUAUGGAUGUAUCCAAUUUCAAAAUAUUGAACAGCAAAUAUCAAAACGAAAAAUUUGACAUGCUACGAAGAAAAGGAGUAUUUCCCUAUGACUAUUUAGAUAGUUUUCAAAAAUUUGAGGAAUCCCAGCUCCCUUCAAGGGAAUAUUUUUAUAAUUCUCUGAAUGAUGAGGAAUGUAGCGUGGAAGAUUAUAACUUUGCUCAGAGCGUGUGGAGAAUGUUUAACUGUACUAGUAUUAGAGAUUACUUAAAAUUAUACUUGGAAAGCGAUGUUCUAAUUCUUGCCGAUGUAUUCGAAAAUUUUAGAACUCUUUGUUCACGAGUAUACAGACUAGAUCCCAUUAAUUAUGUUACUGCUCCUUCAGUUUCAUGGGAUGCAAUGCUUAAAUACACAAAGAUAGAAUUGGAACUUAUAAGUGAUCCUGAUAUUUAUAACUUUUUAAAAACUGCAGUCCGGGGAGGGUUGACUCAAUGUACCCAAAGGAUCGCUACAGCAAAUAACAAAUACUUAAAUGACAAAUUCAAGUCUAGCGAUCCUAUAAACUACCUGACAUAUAUUGACGCCAACAAUUUAUAUGGAUGGGCUAUGAGUCAACCACUUCCAUAUUCCAAUUUUAAAUUUCUAAGUAAUAAUGAAAUUUUAUCUUUCAACGCUCUUAAUAUAUCAGCCAGAGGUAAUAUAGGAUAG
Molecule: messenger RNA, 1774 nt
Organism: Drosophila obscura
Lineage: Eukaryota; Metazoa; Arthropoda; Insecta; Diptera; Drosophilidae
Exons: 2
Coding region: 221-1774 (517 amino acids)
Source: RefSeq, a predicted model, not a curated record